Messenger RNA from Drosophila grimshawi, 1292 nucleotides. It is a transcript of the gene Tom, whose product is annotated as enhancer of split m4 protein. Lineage: Eukaryota; Metazoa; Arthropoda; Insecta; Diptera; Drosophilidae. The transcript has a single exon. The record is from RefSeq and is a predicted model, not a curated record. The coding region runs from base 448 to 927 and encodes 159 amino acids. Gene Ontology annotation, biological process: Notch signaling pathway; sensory organ development.
AGGGUUGGGUUUUUACAGACAAGUUACGACUUGUCCGUUUGGGAUGGGAUAUUGGAAGAUUUAAUGCCUGGCAGGUAACGAGCGAGUGAGACAGAGCAACAAGAAGCCGUUUUUGUGAAACCAAAAUAUGCCAACCAAAAAUCCACUUUAAAAAUCUGGGAAAUGUACAAACCAAGGCUCGCUCUCUCACUCUCUCGCUCUCUUUCUGUCAGUUGAUGUGCAACCAACCACCUGCCUAAAGGGCGCAUUUUGAUUGGCUACAGCACCAGAGAGCAUUGCGAGCGCAACGGGUAUUUCGAGACAGCUCUCCCGAGCGUCGAUCGUAUAAAAGCAGGGUCUGUGUUGGCUGUAGAGCAGAACAGUGCCGACCAGCAACGUGAAAAGUCGUCCGCCACAGCUUUCAUUUGUGUACAGAAACGAACAAUUUUGAUACAUCGUAUUCAGACAAUGUCUUUUAUCACACGGGAAUACAAGUUCGAAAGCAGCAUUAUGAUGCAGCGCAAAUCAGAUCAACAUACAAUGGCCAUGCUGAGCUUGAAGAAACUCGUCAAACCACUGCUGCGACUGAUCAAGAAGAAGCAGCUCAUACGCAAGACUCUGGAUGAAGUUCAAUCGCAGAACGAAAUCAACUCAUCGCUGGAGGACAUGCGCAAAGAUUCCGUUGCCAGCUGUGACAAUAUGGCCAACGAGCAACUGGAGCAGCGUCUCAUCAACGAUCUGCGCCAGUGCCCCAACAAUGCGGCGAUCAUUGUGCAACAGUCCGAACAACAACUCAUUGUGCCAGUGCAUCCCGAUCAGACUUUCAUACCGGUGCACUUUGCACGCACCAGCAGUGGCACCUUCUUCUGGACCUCGGCUGAGGGCGCUCGCCAGCAACUGAAGGAGAACACAAUGCACGAGAGAUACGAUCGUUGGGUUCAGGCUUAAUCCACAUCGUCGUCGGGGGCGUUAACAUUAAUGUCAGCUUUAAUACCAAUUGUCACACAGUCCAAUCGAUUAUUGGAUGAGGUGAUGAAAUUGGUACGACCGUAAUCUCAGGGUGAUAUUAGCUUAAUUGGUUUGACUGGACUGGAAACCAACUCGCAUUUAACACUUUCGAUUAUAAGUUUUGUAAAUUGUUGUGAUUUUACGAUAGCUUUUCUUUCCUAGUAUAGUAUUAAGAGAAUCAUUGUCUUCCAUGUUUGUUUGUUAGGUUACUUUUAGACUAAGAAUCAUUGUCUUCCAUGUAAAAUAUAUAAGCUACUACUAGUUAAUUUUAAGCAAAGAAUAAUAAAAACUAGAGCUAGAAAAAA